AUGGGACGAAUAUCACUACUACCAUCACUAUGGAUUAUCUUAUCCUUUAGUUUCGUCUUGCUACUGUUUUGCCCUCAACCAAUUCUAGCUCAUGAUCACAACAAUGACAACAGCAAUGCCUCCAAUCAAGAACAGAUCAUUGUUGACAUACACAAUGGAGACUUGGCUCAACUACAUGGCCAUCGAAACUACUACACCGUGUUGAUAUUCACAUCCUCUGAUCCAGCACACGAUUGCCAGCCUUGUCAACAAGUGGUUCCUAUGGUUGAACAAGUUACCACUACGUAUUUGGCGAGAUACUUGACUUCGGAGACGUUGGCUAUGAAAUUUUACAAGAUUGACUUGGCUGACAUUUCAAAUGCCGGUGUGUUCAGAGAGUUGGAGAUGAAUGAUAUACCUCACAUAUGGCUAGUUCCGCCAAGUCCAAGUAGCGGUAGAGAAGAUGACACAGUUGAGAGUGUUUUUGAUAGCCCGUUUAUGGAGUAUCCUUUGCGAAAGGCUUCACUUGAGGUGCAAGUUGUUGAGUUUGCUAAAUUCUUGAGCGAGGUCUUGAUGAUUGACUUACAUGUAGUUGAAAGAACAACUAUAAAUUCAAAUGGCGGUGGCGCUGGCUCCUCCUCACAAAGUGGAUUGAGUACAUUUGCCAAGACGUUCAUAAUUACAUUCACCAUAGUUGCAUUGCUUAAGAAAAAGGGACCUAGUUUCUUAUCAACUACAUCGAGAUCCACCAUCAUGUGUUAUUUUGCAAUAACGAUUAUACUUUUUUGUAUUGGAGGCUCUCAAUUCACAUUGCAGCGUCAAUCGCCACUAUUUACUAAAGAUGAGGCAUCAGGAGUACUAGUUUUUAUAAGUGAGGGCAGUAUGCAUUACCAGUACGCCAUUGAGAUCUUUAUUGUAGGGCUAAACUAUGCAUCCUUGGCUGCAUCAGUGAUAAUCUUGAUCAAAUUGGGUAAUUAUCAAGUCACGGAAACCAGUUUUAUCAAGGAUGAGAAAUUGAGAGCUUGGUUGAUUGUGUUGGUUUCGGUUGCGGUUUACUGGUUGUACAGUUGUCUUACUAGUAUUUUGUUGAAGAAGGACCCAGGGUAUCCCUACCCAUUAGCAAAAUUGUUUUGA
Molecule: messenger RNA, 1113 nt
Organism: Lodderomyces theae
Lineage: Eukaryota; Fungi; Ascomycota; Pichiomycetes; Serinales; Debaryomycetaceae
Product: dolichyl-diphosphooligosaccharide--protein glycotransferase
Exons: 1
Coding region: 1-1113 (370 amino acids)
Cellular component (GO): oligosaccharyltransferase complex
Source: RefSeq, a predicted model, not a curated record